Messenger RNA from Tachysurus vachellii, 2993 nucleotides. It is a transcript of the gene srsf11, whose product is annotated as serine and arginine rich splicing factor 11. Gene Ontology annotation, molecular function: RNA binding. The record is from RefSeq and is a predicted model, not a curated record. Gene Ontology annotation, cellular component: nucleoplasm. Lineage: Eukaryota; Metazoa; Chordata; Actinopteri; Siluriformes; Bagridae. Bases 832 to 1869 code for a protein of 345 amino acids. The transcript is spliced from 13 exons.
ACAGGAACAUUUGUAGAGCGUUAAGUCGUCUGUGCAAAAUAAUAAUAAUAAUAAUAAUAAUAACAGUAAUAAUAAUAAUAAAGAGGGGGGAAAUUAGCAUAAUUGAAUUGAAUCUGAAUUUAACGGACUGCGGUGUGCGCGAGACACGUUUAUGCGCGCAUGACCUGACCGUUUGAAAGCGCGUGCUGUUUGAAAUUGCGGGCUAAGCGCUAGUUAGCUAGCUAGCUAAGUAGCUAGCAUUAGCCGCUCAGAUAACAGUAAUAGAAAUAGUCAUAAUAAUGAGCACUAAAGUGGUCCAGGUGACAAACGUGUCUCCGAGCGCGACCUCGGAACAGAUGAGGACUCUUUUCGGUUUUCUUGGAAACAUCGACGAGCUCAAACUGUUCCCACCAGAUUCAGGUAGGAUGUGUAGGCAUGGAGCGUCUGUGAGUUACUUGGGAUAUAAACUAUACGGAAAGUACAAGAUUUAAGAUGGCUUGAUGGGAGCAGGUGUGUCUAAACAUUAUACGUACGUUUUGCAAAAGCCUUUAUAUUUUCUUCCAGUGAUUCUCCCUUGCCUGUGACUUCCCGUGUCUGUUUUGUAAAGUUCCUCGAAUCUGAAUCAGUUGGCGUUUCGCAGCAUCUGACGAACACGGUCUUCGUGGACAGAGCUUUGAUCGUCGUCCCAUUCGCUGAAGCGAAGCAGUCGACGUGAGUCGCUUGUUCAUAAAACAGCUAAUGAAAAUUGAAAGCAGCUCCCCUGGACAACCGGCUGUGUGCUUGCUUACAUUUGGUUCAUGACUUAGAAAAAGUUCAGGUGUGAUCCCUGAUGAGUCCAAAGCGCUGUCGCUGAUGGCUCCAGCCAACGCAGUCGCAGGGAUGUUGCCAGGCGGUGGGCUUCUCCCCACACCCUCUCCAGUGCCAUCUAUCGGCGGCGUUCCUCUUGGCUCUCUGGCCGGGCCUGGCAUGGACGCUAUGGCAGCUUUAGGUAUUCCUGGACCCAAUAUGAAUCCUCAGUCUUUGUCAGCAGAGCAGAUUAUGAAGCUCAUGGCAUCAAUGGAUCCCAAGUUAAAUCCAUUAGCUGCUGGAUUAAACCUGAACGCUGGAUUAAAAGCAGAUGCGUCCAACAAGGAAAUCGAGGAGGCCAUGAAGAGGGUGAGGGAAGCCCAGUCCCUGAUCUCUGCUGCCAUUGAGCCUGGAAAUAAGAAGGAUGACAAAAGGAAGCAUUCAAGGUCAAGGUCAAGGUCACGGAAGAAGAGGUCGAGGUCUCGCUCCAAAUACAGGCGUUCCAAGAGCCGGUCACGGCGACGGUCCCGCUCCAGGAGCAAGCGGAGGUCUAAGAGCCCUCGCCGGAGGAGAUCUCACUCUAAAGACAAGAGGAGGCGCUCCAGGUCAAGGGAUCGGAGAAAGCGCUCAAAAACUCCACCAAAGAGCUACAGCGGUGGCAGACGCUCCCGCAGCAUCAGCCGCAAACGCCACAGGAAGAGCCGCAGCAUCUCCCACUCACCGAAAAAGUCCAGAUCUCCAAAAAGGAGGCUCUCUAGAUCUCCUUCACCCAGGAGGCAUAAGAAGGAGAAGAAGAAGGACAAGGAGCGAGAAAGAGACCGGGACAGAAAAGAAGACCAGAACCGAGAAAAGAGAGAACGUUCAAACAGCAAGAAGAGCAAAGACAAAGAGAAGGAGCGAGACAGGAAGUCGGACGGAGAGAAGAGCGAUGUAAAGGUCAUCCGGGAUUACGACGAAGAGGAGCAGGGCUACGACAGCGAACACGAGGAAGAGCAGGAAAGGAGCCCGGAUAUGGCGCCAUCUCCGCACGCAGACGCCGGGAGAGGAGACUCGGACCAACACAGCGACGAGCAGCAGGACGAAGACAUGGACAUGAGCGACUGACGGCAUGCACAACAACAGCACACGAUUCUGACAUACAUUUUAAAAAAAAUCUGCUCAUGCAACAUUUAUGGUUCUAAAUUAAAAGUGAUAGUUUGACCAAGUACAAUUCGGUUCAUUUUGCCCUUUCGACAAACGUAGUCAGUUAGACCAGACGUGUUUGGUGUCCACGAUUCGCUCUGAUAUGUUUUGUACCAGAAUGAGCCAAACAAAUGUGUGUUUUGAGGUGUGUAUGUGUGUGUGAUUCAGAUGUCUGGUUAUCAGCUACAUUUGGAAUAACAGGAACAUUGUGUUAAUGUCACAACUAUCAUUUUAAUGUUAUUCGACGCAGAGCUGACGUUAUCGGUGAAACAGAACGAUGGGAUAUUUUCACUAGAACGUUGUUUUUAUGUCACUACAUCGCCAUCCUUACUGCUGUACUCACACGUAACAUGUUUUAAUUCUUUUAAUACCCUGCCAUCCAUCCAUCCAUCAGUACUUUUGUUUUUCAGUGUAAAAGAAAUCUCUCAUUGGAGUAUUUGUGUGCCGAUUAGUUAUUCGCAUUAAACAAAAACGACUCGCUUUCCGUUUCACACGUUAAUCAUUAUAGAACUCUUGUGUGCUGCGUGGGAUACUUGAGUGUUUGCAGGGAUGCUUUGGAAAAAUCGCUGCUUUUGGCUUUUUUUUGUUUGUUUUCUUCUCAAUUAUGAAUUUAAUUUAAAAUUGUAACUGUGAAUAUUACUGGUGAAGAGGCCUGAUGUUGAUUUGAUUAUUAUUUUUUUUUUUUAUUUAUUUUUUUUUUAAUUCUCUUUUCUUUUUAAAAAAAAACGAUUUAAUCGUCCAGAAGCAAUAGGAGCAUUUUCAGGAUAAAGAAGCAUGUGAGAGAGAGAGCGAAAGAAUAAAAAUAUUUCUAACCGUGCAGUGUGAACGAUUAAAUCGUUUUAUCGUACGAGCCUACUGGUCAAAUAGGUUUGUUGCCUUUUGUUUUGUUUUGCAUAGUCAUGUUUUUUUUUUUUUUUUUUGUUUGUUUUUUGUUUUGUUUGUUUUUUCCAAAUCCCGGGAUUGUAGAUUUCUUUAGAGAACGGUUAAAAUUCUGGUUAUUAUUUGCAGUGUUGUGAAAGUUGAAAAUAAAAAUUUAAGUCUUGUGA